AUGUCGCGGCCUUCAUCCACUUCCACCCAAUCCGCCACUGCGUUUCCCAAACAGGCUGGCGCCGCCCUCCUGUCUCCAGACAACAACAACAACAACGCCACCGCAGGCCCCCAGUCACCAUCGGCUUCAAACUUCUCCUUUGCAUCCUCGCCUCAUUCCGUCAUCGAUGUUCCAGACAAUUCGCAUCAAUACCCACGAGAGACGGCGCCUCAUGCUCCGGGCUCCCUGCGACCCAUGACCUCACGUGCCCGCGCACAGUUCUACGAGAGUCAGUUCGUCGACAGAGGCUCAAACACAUCGUCUGCUCGCGAUCGCGUCACCAAGGAUGCCCCCAUUGUAGCAGAGUUGCGGACCAAUGUUAUUAUCAAAGAUGAAUACACCCUUGUCACUGACCUCUCGCACCACCUCUCCACGCGCUACCAAAGGCCCGAGACAUCCAUUAUGAUCACCGUCAACCAUUCGGCAUGCCUGCUUCUUGGGGGCUCUUUUGAGCCCACUUACGUCCUCACCAUCAAUGCCUUGCCCGUUCAAGUGCAGCCCACUACCAACAAGCGCAAUGCCGCUUUGAUCCAGACAUUCAUGGCCGAGUCCAUUGGUGUUCCAUCAGAUCGAGGCAUUAUCAAAUUCGUGCCCAUUCCCGAAGACAGCCUGGCUAUCAAUGGCAUGACCAUCUUGGGCGAGAUCGAACGGCUAGAGCGCCAGCACGCCGAAGAGAAUGGUGGCAGCAUUGUCAAGCGUGCCACGACCAAGAGCUCCCGCAAAUCCGCCAUGACCAAGGCCAAGAGUAGCAUGCAGCUUUCUCGCGGCCUGUCAAAGGCAGAGCCAGUUCCAAAGCCAGUCACCGCCGCGGAUGUUCCACGAGAUGGUCCACUCGAUUCUGCGGUAGCUAUCAGUGACUCGAGCGUCGCCCAGAGGCCCGUAAGCAAGAUGAGCAGCAAAAGCAAAAUGAGCACCAAGAAGUCUGAGCCAAUUCUUUCCGUUUUCGCCAAAAGCACAACCUUGCACACAAACCUGCCGCCGCCGCCACCCAUCCCGGAUGACAGGCCCAUGACGCCAAGUAUCAGCAAGCGUCACAGCUUCAUGAAAGUUUUCCGACGAUGA
This is a messenger RNA of Bipolaris oryzae ATCC 44560, 1101 nucleotides long. RefSeq lists its product as uncharacterized. NCBI's taxonomy places the organism in Eukaryota, Fungi, Ascomycota, Dothideomycetes, Pleosporales, Pleosporaceae. Gene Ontology annotation, molecular function: phenylpyruvate tautomerase activity. Bases 1 to 1101 code for a protein of 366 amino acids. The transcript has 2 exons. The record is from RefSeq and is a predicted model, not a curated record.